AUGGACCCAUCCUACCUCGCGACGCCGCCUGAACAGCGACUCAAAUCCCUCAGCUUGCCCUCGUCUGUAACGGCCGUCAAUUCGACCUCCAGUGCCGCGAGUUCCAGUUCCUCCUCACGCGCGAUCACCUCCACACGCUGCGCCGCUGAAGAGUCCUCACUGAGCAAACCCUCCUCUCCCUUGUCUCUCCGAAAGACCUACAAGAGUCAACAGAAUCCGGCCCCUUACAACCGAUUCUACGGUCGCCUACGCCGAUCAAACAGGAGCAUCUGGCGCUGGAUCCUUGUUUUCCUUGCCUUCUUGCUUUCCACCCAGUUGUACCUCAGCAUCCGAUCCUCCCGCAACGAGCUCCUCUCUCUCUUACCCGAGGAAUGGGGCCGGGGAUCUCACCUGCUGGGCGCAAUAAAGACUAAAUACAGAGCUCGGAGAUGGCUGAAGGACAAUUCAUACCCGAACGACCUGCGGACGAAGAGUCCAAAGGCCGCGUUGAUCAGUCUUGUGAGGAACGAAGAGCUCGACGGGAUACUGCAGAGCAUGCGUCAAUUGGAGUUCCACUGGAACCGGCGGUAUCAGUAUCCGUGGAUCUUCUUUAACGAGAAGCCAUUUUCGGAAGAAUUCAAGGCCGCGACCUCGAAUGCAACAUCGGCGCGGACAGAGUAUCACCUCGUCCCUCAUGCGCACUGGGCCACGCCGUCGCAUAUCAACCAAACCCUCUACCACAACUCGCUCGACUACCUCUCCUUGACAUCGGUCGGCAAGGGUCACUUGCUCAGCUACCACGCCAUGAUCCGGUGGCAAUCGGGUCUCUUCUACCUGCACCCGGCUCUGGGCGGGUACGAAUACUACUGGCGCGUGGAGCCGGACGUGCAUUUCUUCUGCGACAUCCCGUACGACCCGUUCCGGUUCAUGAAGGCGACGGGGACGGUGUACGGCUUCAACAUGGCCAUCCUGGACGACGCGCGGAGCUUCGCCUCCCUGUGGUCCACGACCCGCGACUUCAUCACCGCGCACCCGGACCUGGUCCACCCGGCCGCCAGCCUCGACUGGCUCCUCGACCCGCAGACGGGCCUGUCGUACAACAACUGCCAAUUCUUCUCAAACUUCGAGAUCGGCUCGCUCGCCUUCUUCCGCGAGAACGAGGGCAACCGGAAGUACUUCGACUGGCUCGACGAGAAGGGCGGCUUCUACUACAGCCGCUGGGGCGACGCGCCCGUGCACACGCUCAGCGUGUCCAUGUUCCUCCCGCCAGAGAAGGUGUGGUGGUUCAGAGACAUCGGCUACCAGCACGACAUCGCGCGACACUGUCCGCCACAGGGGCGGCGGAGUGGGAGCGCAAGCCUCACCACCACCGGCACCGGCACCGGCGUACGCACCGGCAUCAGCGCCGCUGAGACUGCCAGCACCAGCACCACCAGGGAAGAAGAGUCCCAAUCCCGAUUCUGGCUCCCCGACGCGGACACCCGACAGUGCACAUGCGACCCGACGCCGCUGGACGAGAACUUCUACAAGCUCGUCCCCAUGGAGUCGCCGCAGCUCAAACCGGCCGACACGUGCAUCCGGCUGUGGCUGGGCGGGGACUGGCUGGGGAAGAAAGCCGGCUGGAGCCAGGAGACGGAGAGGAUGUUGGGUGGUGACGGAUACGGUGGGUACGUGCUGGAUGGCAUGUGAUGGAAUGAGCUGAAGGCGAAUCCCCCACGGGUGAAAGCUACCUGUACAUGGCUACUCUAGUCGCUCAAACCCAGGGAACCGGGGGAGACAAAUUGAUUUAGGACACUCGCAGUACCUGAGUAAGAAGCUGGAAGACGGAGAAAGUCAUGGCUGACGCAGAAAACAUGGCGGCCCGAUAUCUCUUGCAGCGAGCCUAAAAACAUAGAGCUCCACAAGAACGUCCUACAAGAAAGGGAAGACGCGGUUUCGAGACAUCAUCCAAGCGAACAUGCGCAUUGGGAGGUCGGGGAGAGAAAAAUCACGAGGCAUCAAACGAACCGGGGAUUACAAAUUCUGAAAACUACUUUUCAAUCAUUCGAUCAGUGCUUGU
Cladophialophora immunda is the source of this 2038-nucleotide messenger RNA. RefSeq lists its product as uncharacterized. Lineage: Eukaryota; Fungi; Ascomycota; Eurotiomycetes; Chaetothyriales; Herpotrichiellaceae. Bases 1 to 1668 code for a protein of 555 amino acids. The record is from RefSeq and is a predicted model, not a curated record. Gene Ontology annotation, molecular function: alpha-1,2-mannosyltransferase activity. Gene Ontology annotation, biological process: protein N-linked glycosylation; cell wall mannoprotein biosynthetic process; protein O-linked glycosylation. Gene Ontology annotation, cellular component: Golgi apparatus; membrane. The transcript has 2 exons.